Belonocnema kinseyi is the source of this 3940-nucleotide messenger RNA. Its product is annotated as neurexin-3-like. The transcript has 18 exons. The record is from RefSeq and is a predicted model, not a curated record. The coding region runs from base 1 to 3495 and encodes 1164 amino acids. Lineage: Eukaryota; Metazoa; Arthropoda; Insecta; Hymenoptera; Cynipidae.
AUGGAAAUAUGGACAGAUGAAGAAUUGGAAGUGACGAUUAUAGGUAAAGACGUUCUUGGGGUAGCUGAAUCUGAACCCGUGGUCAUUUUGACUGCAUCGGAGCAGGAUGAAGAUCAAGUUUUACCACCUUGGAAAGCAGCCAAAUCCGGGAGUAUAUCUUUUAAAAUUCGUACCAACGAACCCAAUGGCUUGGUCAUGUACAGCAGAAGUGGAGCGCUGACUCGGCCUGAUCUCUUCGCUUUCGAAAUUCUGGGUGGUCAUCUGUAUCUGCAUGCUGACCUUGGAAGUGGACCAAUUAAGGUCAGAGCUUCAAAAGGUCGAGUCGAUGAUGGUGUUUGGCACGAUGUCGCUUUUCGUCGAGUCGAAAGAGACGGAAGAGUUACAGUCGAUGGAGCAACAAUAGAAUUUCGAACACCAGGCGAUUCGACUCAAUUGGAUCUCGAUGGAUUAAUGUAUAUCGGAGGGGUUGGUGCACCUUUUGCACCCCUAACUGUACCAGCAGUUUUGUGGACUGGAACACUCAGACAAGGUUAUGUAGGUUGCAUGAGAGAUCUUGUCAUCAAUGCUCAGCCUGUGGACAUCGCUGGAUACGCUCAACAACAAGAUUCCGGUGCUGUGAGACCUGCUUGUCAUACGCAACCCCCUCAUUGUUCUUCACAGCCCUGCAUGCAUGGUGGCCAUUGCUUAGAAGGGUGGAACAGAUUUCAUUGCGAUUGCUCUGGGACACUUUUCACUGGAGCCACGUGCGGCAAAGAUGCAUCCACCCUACACUUGAAUGGCUCCCAGCAUCUCACAGCCUUGAUGCCAGAGGAUUCGAAAACCCAAGCUGAAGAAAUUGUUUUGCGCUUCAAAACAACCAGGCCAAGGGGACUAUUAUUAGCCACUAGUUUGGAAAACAGUUCUGAUCGACUGCAAAUCUACCUCGGGGAUGGAAAUGCAAAAGCCCAAAUACGCAUCGACAAAACGGAAAAGACUUUGAUUGCUGGACAAGGUCUCAACGACGAUAUGUGGCACACGCUUAGAUUUUCAAGAAGAGCCAACUCUCUGAAACUUCAAAUAGACGAUGAGGCUGCUAUCAGAGCCGAAGCGCUUCUGAACAAAGAUAGCGUCUUGGAAUUCCGAACUCUUCACGUUGGUGGUUAUCUUCAUUCCGGAGAGGAAAUGCCACACUUUAUUGGUCAGCUCCAGCAGGUCUGGUUCAACGGAUAUUCUUAUUUGGAAAUCGCCCGAAGCGCUGGUUCGCAUCAAAAUUCACACCAGGGUGUAACUCCCAUAAUCAGAGUUACAGGAAAGUUUGGAAAAAGAAACCAUCCCGUCCACCAUCCAGUUACAUUUACUUCGAAACAUACUUUUGUUGGUCUGCCUGUUCUCAAAGCUUACGUCGAAACAAACAUCUACUUUCAGUUCAAGACUCGAGAAGCUAAUGGCCUUAUCCUCUUCAACGCUGGUCGUGAGAGGGAUUUCAUUGCUGUGGAAUUAGUGAAUGGUCACAUUACCUACGUUUUCGAUUUGGGUGAUGGGCCUGUCAAAAUUAAAGACACGUCAAAAACGAGACUCAAUGACAACAAAUGGCACGCUGUCAGUAUAGGUCGACCAGCUCCCAAAAGACACACCCUGGCUGUUGAUGAUCACAUCGCUGUAAUAAACAGUCAAGGAAGCAACGAAAAUCUCGACCUGGACGGAAUUCUCUAUAUAGGAGGAGUCGAGAAGUCGCAAUACGUUCAGCUUCCAAAACACAUCGUGAGUCGACAUGGAUUCGAGGGCUGCCUGGCGUCCUUGGAUCUCAGUGGCGAAAGUCCCGACCUUAUAUCUGAUGCAGUAGUUCCAAGUUCCUCCGUGGAAUCAGGCUGCGAUGCAAAUGUCAGUCUGCAUCCUGGCAAAAAGUGCACCCAUGAUGUUUGCGCCAACCAUGGCACCUGCGUCCAGCAGUGGAACAGCUACACCUGCGACUGCGACAUGACCAGUUUUUCGGGUCCACAUUGCAGCGAUGAAUCUGUGGCAUAUGAGUUUGGUGCUGGAAGAGGAAUCAUCACCUACACUUUUCCACCAGAUCGCAGGCCAGAAAUGCAAAGAGAUACAGUUGCAAUGGGAUUCGUCACUGGACUCAGCGAUGCAGUUUUAGUCCGGAUAGAAUCUGCGUCCAGCAACGACUACCUCGAAAUUGAAAUUGUGGAAGGAAACGUUUUCGCGGUUUACAACAUGGGAACGAAUGAUCAUCCACUGGGAGAAGUAGGAAUUAAAGUUAAUGAUAACCAAUAUCACGUUAUCAGGUUCACAAGAAGUGGAGCAAACAGCACCCUGCAAGUAGACGAUUAUAAUCUCCAGUCCAAUCAUCCGUCCGGUCACCAAUUGACAGUUUUCAAUAGUCAAGCGACCAUUCAAGUAGGAGGACGCUGGAAUCGAAGUAGGGGAAGAGUGGAGAGGCCAUUUUUAGGUGUAAUUUCUGGAUUGGUGGUAAAUGGUGCAAGAAUUUUGGAAUUGGCAGCUGCAAAAGAUGGCAAGGUGGCAACUAGAGGGGAUGUCCAAUUACUGCCAUUUGGCAGUUUAGUCGACAAAGCAGCUCCAUUGCAAAGGAUGCAGCAAACACCCGCAUCCGGAUUUCCGGGAGUGAUGGACGACCUAAUAUUCUCCGGAGCCGGAAGUGGCUGUGCAGGAGACGACGAGGAUGAAGAAUGUACCCCUAUCGUUGAUAAUGGCUCCGAUGAUCUGAUAACGCCAGUCUAUGUUGCACCAACGAGGUCGCCAGCGACAUUCAAACCCAAGGGCUACAAAAAUAAGGACAAUAUUCAAGUUAGGCCUUCUUGCGACGACGAAGAAGAAGAUUGUGAAGAAGGUUCUGGAGACUCAGGAACAACCGAAGACAUUUUCGUCACCUCUGCCACUGAUUCGAGUCCGGUGACGUUUACUACACAGAAGGAGGUUCCAACAAGCCACAUCAGCACUGUGUCUUCCACGGGAUCGACAUCGUCACGAGGUGUUGUCACUGUGCAGGUUAAUUCUGCCCAGUACAAUGUUUCCACCCCCGGCACUGAGACGACCCAUACCAGCACUGUGACGACGCAACGCCAGCGGACAUCGACGGUGACGACGACGUCGGCAACGACGGAGAUGACGGAACGUCACACUCCAAUUCCGCCUGGCACUGGCGAGACAGACUUCAAACCUUUCAUCACAAUGCGUCCAAAGGUCAUAAAUAACAACAACAAGAGGAUAAAUUCCGAGGCGGCAGAAAAUGCCGCCUUAAUAAUUGGGAUAAUUGCUGGAGCUUUGAUAGCAAUCGUUCUCAUAAUCCUGAUAAUCCUCAAGUUCAAAAAUCGACCCGAGGCCAACUACAAGGUAGACGAGGGCAAGACCUUCUGUCAAGAUCCGAAUGCAGCUCUUCUGGGAGCUGCAGGAUCCAAUCAGCCGUACAAUGGUGCCUUGAAAAAUGGUGCCAAUGUCAAUCGAAACGGCAAAAAACGGGAGGUCAAAGACAUUAAAGAGUGGUAUGUGUAAAUUUAUAUCAACAAGUGAGAAAUCGAAAGUCGAGUUCCUCGACCUGAGAAACGAGAGGAAGCGAGCCAAGACUGACUGAUAGGAGAAGAAAAAAAAUAAAAGUAAAAAUAAAAUACUGAGAAUGGAAGAACAAGGCGAGGGUUACAAUGAAGCGUAUGAGGAUAAGAAAACGUUUGCUCCUAUAGACAAAAUAACGUAGGGCCUUUCCUUUUUCUAGAACUAAACGCAACCUCGACACACUCGAUUCAACGGGUUUCAGAAUUGUAUUUCAGAAUUUUAAAAAGUGCAUUUUGUAAGAUGGGGUGAGAAACCUUUUAUUUUUAUUUUUAAACAGAAGUUGCUCUCUAAAGAAAAUUCUCUUCAAUUUUUUUUUUUAAUUGACUCUGAUUUAUAUCACUUCAAAACAGGGUGGCCCUUUUAAGGGCAUGUGACACAGCUAAAUACC